Molecule: messenger RNA, 3626 nt
Organism: Malaclemys terrapin pileata
Lineage: Eukaryota; Metazoa; Chordata; Testudines; Emydidae
Gene: RNF2
Product: ring finger protein 2
Exons: 7
Coding region: 278-1288 (336 amino acids)
Cellular component (GO): PcG protein complex; ubiquitin ligase complex
Molecular function (GO): chromatin binding; ubiquitin protein ligase activity
Source: RefSeq, a predicted model, not a curated record
GGGGCUGCUGAAGAGGGCUGUGCAGCCGGGAGUGAGGAGAGGGAAGGGCUGGGUUCCCGCUAGCUGAGCAGUCUCGCUCCCCGCCGGGGGAGGGGGCUUCGGGAAGCCCGGUCCCAUCCCCGCUCCCCCUGCCCGGCCCCGGCCAUGAAUAUGUAACUCCCUUCUAUUUCCCGAGCUCCAUUGCGGAGGCUGCCGCUCGCCAUAUUGUGCUGUUGGGGCUGUGGCUGCUCCGGCCGCCGGAGACGGGGCUCGGCCGAGGGGAGAGCUCGCGGCCGCCAUGUCUCAGGCUGUGCAGACCAAUGGAACUCAACCUUUAAGCAAAACAUGGGAGCUCAGUUUAUAUGAAUUACAGAGAACACCUCAGGAAGCAAUAACUGAUGGCCUGGAAAUAGUGGUGUCACCUAGAAGCCUGCACAGUGAACUGAUGUGUCCCAUUUGUUUGGAUAUGUUGAAAAACACCAUGACAACAAAGGAAUGCUUACAUCGUUUCUGUGCUGACUGUAUCAUUACAGCUCUCAGGAGUGGAAACAAAGAGUGUCCCACAUGUCGUAAAAAGCUUGUUUCUAAAAGAUCACUGAGACCAGAUCCGAAUUUUGAUGCUCUCAUCAGUAAAAUUUACCCAAGUCGUGAUGAAUAUGAGGCUCAUCAAGAGAGAGUUCUAGCAAGAAUCAGUAAGCACAAUAACCAGCAAGCUCUGAGCCACAGCAUUGAGGAAGGAUUAAAGAUUCAAGCAAUGAACAGGCUACAACGAGGCAAGAAACAACAGAUUGAGAAUGGCAGUGGAGCAGAGGAUAAUGGUGACAGUUCACACUGUAGCAAUGCUUCAACACACAGCAACCAGGAAGCAGGGCCUAGUAACAAAAGAACCAAAACAUCAGAUGAUUCUGGGCUAGAAUUGGACAAUAACAAUACAACUGUAGCAAUAGACCCAGUAAUGGACGGUGCUAGUGAAAUAGAACUAGUCUUCAGGCCCCAUCCUACACUCAUGGAGAAUGAUGACAGUGCACAGACCAGAUAUAUAAAGACCUCGGGCAAUGCCACAGUUGAUCACUUGUCUAAGUACUUAGCUGUGAGGUUGGCUUUGGAGGAACUUCGGAGCAAAGGAGAGUCAAACCAGAUGAAUCUUGACACAGCCAGUGAGAAGCAGUACACAAUUUACAUUGCUACGGCCAAUGGCCAGUACACUGUAUUAAAUGGUUCCUUUUCCUUGGAGCUGGUCAGUGAGAAGUACUGGAAAGUGAACAAACCCAUGGAACUCUACUAUGCACCAACAAAGGAACAUAAAUAGGCUUUGCGAGAAGGUUUGGAGAGAGGACUCUAACUUUCAUAGCUAUGAUUUCUUUAAUAUUAAGGAGGCGUCAUCUUCAUGGACAGUACUUGGGAUGUCUUCAGACUACUCACAGAGCCUACUUCUUCUUAUAAUUAGACAGUAUUCUGAGUUUUAUUUUUAAUUUAAUAUUUUUUUCCAGGGGACUGAAUAACCUUCUCCAGUGCAUUCCAUUGUUGUUGUCAAAGAUAUGCUUUUUUUUAUUCCCAGCUUAUGAUAUCAGAUCAACAAAGAUUCCAGCAUGGAGUGUUUUAACUUAAUCCAGGAAAAGCUGUUGGUCUGCUAAUAUGCUUGAUACAAUUAUACCAGCCCUUAAGUGAAAUAUUGAGGGUCUAAAGUAGUCAAUAGUAUUAUUCAAUAGUAGCAGAUGUUGUGGGGGUAUGGUAAUGGUGGUGAUUUGCUAACUACUGUCACUGUAAAAGAUGUUGAAGAAUUCAAUUGUGAUAACAGCAUACCAUUUUGGCUUCAAGGUAUUUACAGUAGUAAUCUGAUUCCUUGAAAGACUUGGAUUAUUGGUAAUAGUCCAGGUAAGGUAUAGUUUUCAGUAGACCAAGAUGAAGGCUUAAGGGAAAAAGUUCUGACAUUUAAAAAAAAUCUUGCUAUCUGCUAGAUUUCAUUAAUUUCAGUAUCAGGAAAAAAAUAUAUUUUAAAAAAAGGAAACCUUUUUUUUCUGGGCAGAAUAUCACAGUCCCUGAGCAGUCUCUAAUUUCUGGUCUUUGACUCCUGUUGCAGAAUUAUCCUGUGCACAUGUGCUUGGCAGAUAACAUUUAUUGUACAAAAUCUUCUCGGACAAUUUAAAAGUCCUGGUAUAUCAAGUGUAAUAGCACACUAUUCUGGAAAUAUCAUAGACUUUGCUGUAAAGGAUUCUCUUUGUUGGAAAUAUAAUUUUGCAACAAAAAUCCCCUUUUAAAAUUCCAGGAUGAUGGCAUUGUGUUGCAGCAAGAAUAUCUUAUUUUAUAGCACUCUAUCCACACCAGUUGUGAGCUAUAACUAUAGUUCAUCACUGAGGGAAAGAACUGCUUCAACUACAAACUGUUCUAAGUAUUCUGUUUUAGCCAAAGCUUUAACAAAUAUGGCUUAGCACUUUGGAAGAAAAUAUGUUAGUACUUGACAAGUUUACCAUUUAGUGUCUUACAAUGUUUUUUUUUUUUUUUUUUAAACUUGGCAGGUGGCUGCUGUGUGAAGUUUUGCAUUUACCGUUCAUCUGCAUGUUAAACGGGUGGGUUUUUUUUUUCUGGCGUGAACCCUGCACUCACCUAGUGGGGAUGCUUUGCUGCAGCUAAAGAGAAUUCUCAAUGUUAGGGAAAUGGCACAGUGAUGUUCUCUUUGCUCUAAGGUUUUAUCAGUACAGCCUUCCUGUUUCUGUAGUUUAUAAGCUGAAAGUGAAAAGACCCUUACAGCAGCUGAGGAAUAUUAAAUUUUGUCUUUCCCUUCUUGUCUUGCUCACAGUUAAGAUGGAUGAGUUUCUGAAGUAUAUGGAACUUGUACACUUUCAAAUCCCUAGGUUUCUGUUGGGAAAGGAACAAGCCUUCUAUUACUCCUUGUCAUUCAAGUCUAACAUUUGUAAAUAUAUGUCCACUUUGACAGCUGUUUUGGGUCAGUUUCAUCUCUAUAUGAAAAAUUCAUAGGUUUCUUGAAUAACUUUUAAUAUUUCUUUUUGGUAUCUAAAAUGUUUUUACUACUCUUUUUGUAAUCUGUGCCAUGAAACUGACAUUUCCAGUCCAAGCAUAUUGGAGGGUGAGGGUUGAUUUUCAAAUGUUGUUUUAUUCAGUAUUACUUGGUGUAAUGUUCAAUUGUAUAGAUUACUAGUGCAUGUCCACUAAAUAUAAUCCUGUUUUUGUGAUACUUAGAUUUUAUGGGGAAACUUCUAGGUUAGCUGCAGCAGAAUGACAAAUUCCCGGUAUGAUAUCUAAGGAUGUUUAAGGAGCAAAGGAGGUGUUGGUGAAGCUGAGCUGUGUCUGUCUAGAGAAUGUCUUUUUUUGUCCGCAGUUUAAAAAAAGUGUGGAAGAAUGUGAAACUUAUUUUCAUGUCAUAGUGAAUUUACUGAAUAUUUAUGUUCUUUAAAAAUAUAUAUUAUGUAGGUGUUUGAUUAUACCAUUGAUGCACUGUGACUUUAGUGCUAUAAACAAUUUUACUUUUCAAAACAACUUUCAUAUUGCCUUCCUGUUGAGCUAGAUCUUCAUUUUUGGUACCUUGUGAUUGUUAGGUAUGGUAAAUUGAACAGUUAUAAUAUCUGAAACUAAAGUCAUACCUAACGUCUCACAUUUGUCACAAUAAAGCAAAAAUGCUGUGAACACAG